Molecule: messenger RNA, 2540 nt
Organism: Amorphotheca resinae ATCC 22711
Lineage: Eukaryota; Fungi; Ascomycota; Leotiomycetes; Helotiales; Amorphothecaceae
Exons: 4
Coding region: 240-2228 (662 amino acids)
Biological process (GO): actin cytoskeleton organization; actin filament bundle assembly
Cellular component (GO): cell projection; plasma membrane; cortical actin cytoskeleton
Molecular function (GO): calcium ion binding; actin lateral binding
Source: RefSeq, a predicted model, not a curated record
GCCACACCUCACCAACAAAUCCACGACAUCUUGAUCAUUGCUUGCUGCUUCCAGUUGAACGGGUGAUUAUUCCAGCACGAAAUCACCAACUACUCGCAUCGAUCGGUAUCCGCUACUUCGCUCAGGGGGGCAGUUGGCAGAGAGAGACGGCAACAUAAAGGGGUGGGCUUUUAAGGACAUAGCAGCCAGUCCGGGAGAUCGGAAAUAGUGAGGAACCGCAUGAGAAGGCCUUUAUCACGAUGGCGUUCAUAGAACAGCAGAGGUGGAUUACGGUCCAGCAGAAGACAUUCACGAAAUGGAUGAACACCAAGCUGGAACCAAGAGGCUUGGCAGUUGUAGACUUGGUGAAGGACCUUGGUGAUGGGGUCCUCCUUAUCCAUCUCCUCGAAUGCCUCUCCUCCGAAUCCCUCGGUCGUUAUGCCGCCAAACCAAAACUGCGGGUACAACGAUUCGAGAAUGCGAAUCUGUCUCUCGAUUUCAUCAAAUCACGUGGAAUACAAAUGACCAACAUUGGUGCGGAGGAUGUAGUUGAUGGCAAUCGGAAGAUUAUCCUGGGUCUAAUAUGGACAUUGAUUCUACGAUUCACGAUCUCAGAUAUCAAUCAAGAGGGCAUGACUGCCAAGGAAGGUCUACUGCUUUGGUGUCAAAGAAAAACGGCGUGUUACGACGAGGUCGAGGUCAGAAACUUCACGGACAGUUGGAACGACGGACUUGCAUUCUGUGCGCUACUCGAUAUUCACCGGCCUGACCUGAUCGAUUACGACACAUUAGACAAGAAUGAUCAUAAGGGAAACAUGCAGCUGGCUUUCGAGAUUGCCGACAAGGAGAUCGGAAUUCCUCCCCUUCUAGACGUGGAAGAUGUCUGUGAUGUUGCGAAGCCAGAUGAGAGGAGUUUGAUGACGUACAUUGCAUACUGGUUUCACGCCUUCUCGCAGAUGGAGAAAGUGGAGAAUGCCGGAAGGAGGGUAGAGAAAUUUGUGAACAAUAUGCAGGGCGCUUGGGAGAUGCAAAGUGCAUAUGAGAGGAGGAUGAGGGCGUUGUUGAAAAAUAUUGAGGAGCAGAAUUUGAAGUGGCAGGAGUCAAAAUUCGAAGGCACGUAUGUGGAUGCGAAGAGACAGUCAGUCGAGUUCAGUGCAUAUAAGCGGGGGAAGAAAAGGGAGUGGGUUGCGGAGAAAUCUGAUCUUACUGCGCUGCUUGGAAACAUCCGCACAAAGUUAAGCACUUACCGAUUGAGAGCUUACGACCCACCGCCAGAGUUGAGACUUAGUGUCUUGGAGCAAGAGUGGGCGAAUUUGAUGAAGGCCGAAAUGUCAAGAGGGCAACUCAUCAACGAGACGAUCAGAAACAUCAAAAUUGCCCUUCAAAAAACGUUCGCUGAUAAAGCGAAUGACUUCGCACUCGCACUUAAUACAAUGCAAUUGGCCAUAUCGGGGCUGGAAGGCGAUGUCGAGGAUCAACUGACACAUGUGCGGCGACUGAACGAUAGCCUGGCCCCCAUGAAUCAAUACCUGGAAAAGAUCGCAGAGAUGGACCGGAAAUGUGAAGAAGCGAACAUCGAAGAGAAUGAUUUCACUACCUACACCUACGACGAGCUAUCCUACGAGCUUGGCCUGGUCAAGAAUUCCGUUUCCAAGAAGCUAGCAUUCCUCGAUAACCAAGUCGUGGCCCGAAAUAUGACAAAUCUAACCCCUAUCCAACUUGAAGAAUUCGAGUCUGUUUUCCGACAUUUCGACCGCGACGCCACAAACAGCCUCCAAGAACUAGAAUUCAGCGCCGCAAUCGCCUCUCUCGGCCUGGUCUUCUCCGAAGAUGAAAUGCAUGAAUCCUUCCUAGAAACCUCGAACGGUAAAGACUACGUCACCUUUGAACAAUUCAUCCGCUUCAUGGUCGACGUCACAGAGGACCAAAACACCGCUGAGCAAGUCUUCCAGAGUUUCCGCGAGGUUGCGGACGGGAAACCGUACGUAACGGAGAUGGACCUAAGACAUAGUCUAGUGCCGGAUGAUGUUAUCGAGCGACUCCUGAAGGUUGUGCCGGAGCACAAAGGUCCGGACCUCCAGGAGGAUCGAGGCAUGAAGCAGUACGAUUAUAUAAGUUUCAUGGACAGCAUGAUCGGCGGUCCUGAAGAAGAAGCAGAGAGACAAGAGUCCCCCCUACAGGAUCUCCCUAACGGCAGGAUUCCCCAGAGGUCGAAUGCUAUUACAGCAAAAGUGAACGGCCACCGUUAAAGGACCGCACAGUAGGCAGCGGGACGGAAGGUUACGGUACAGCUCAAUUUUCAACAGGUGAGGCAGCGUCAGGGUAUGCGUUCAUGUUGUUGGUGUUUGGUGCGGAUUCAGCGAUAUACCAUGGUGCGGUGACGGGUUUGGGGCUUUUUCUUUGUUUGAUGAGCGAUUGACUGUUGUAUGUAUAUUGUGAAUCGAGAGAGAGAAAAGGAGAGAGGGCAUGAAAAGAGAUGGAUGGGUGAUAAGCAUUGGGAGGAGCACUUGCAUUGAUAGGCGUUAAUAACAAAAUAGAAUAUAAAAUCAGAAAGCUGUCAG